Gymnodraco acuticeps is the source of this 8777-nucleotide messenger RNA. RefSeq names its product shroom family member 1 (gene shroom1). The record is from RefSeq and is a predicted model, not a curated record. Gene Ontology annotation, biological process: actin filament organization. Gene Ontology annotation, molecular function: actin filament binding. The transcript is spliced from 9 exons. The coding region runs from base 1619 to 6331 and encodes 1570 amino acids. NCBI's taxonomy places the organism in Eukaryota, Metazoa, Chordata, Actinopteri, Perciformes, Bathydraconidae. Gene Ontology annotation, cellular component: apical plasma membrane; apical junction complex; adherens junction.
ACAAUGGAUCCAAUUUUAAAUGAAUCCUAUCAAAACUUAUAUUUAAAUGUUCCAGUGAUAGAAGCAAUUUAACUUCACCUUGUUCUCUGAGAAAACAAUUACCAUAUUGAUUGAUGUUACACAUGACUUGUUGUAGUUGCAGCCCUGAAAUGGAUACAUAAUGUGGACUACUAGACACACAGCAACCCAAACCACUGUUGUCACCACAUUUAAUUGCCAUUUUCAUAUUUUCCAUGUUGCACAUUACCCAUGCAAUGCCUGUUGUUUGACCAUAGUGUGAGAACAACACAGUAUUGUUUUUUCCUAACCGUAUCUCCUUGUCUUAAAUUGAUACCUGGCCCUGAAUUAUGCACAGGAGAGCCUUUCUACCUAAUGACUGGCCUAUGUUUUAUUUAAAGUGGGGACAAAAGGCGCCCGUGGCUGUGGCGGUGUUGCUUCGGGGGAAACCAGACACUGGUGUUUUGUGCUGUGGUUGAAACUGAAGCACUCAUGCGGUACAUUGGUCAGAUGGUGGGAGCAGCAGGAGCACACUGGCCUCUCUGUGCUGCUGCUGGAUGCCCUGCUGCACCCACAGACUGACCUGAAGGCUGCUAAGAGCGCCUUAUUGAGACAUUUGUGCAGAGACGGCGUGCGUGUAGGUGUAAUGCAUGUGUAUAAACCAUGGUAUACACACAAAGACACAGACAAUUCAUGUGCACUGAGGCAAAGAAACCAACAACAUGCAUCCACCUUCUGCACACAGGUGCCCACAUUAACGCCUGUUGAUUCGAAACUCAACACAUCACUCUGCGGGGAGAGUCAUGCAUCACUGGUGUUGUUAGAACGCAUCUAAUGCAAUACACAAAGACAAAACAUUCAAACAUGUGGCAAUACACAAAUGUAGUGGUAGCUGCAUACAGGUGAUUGUGUGUAUGAUGGUGUGUGUACAGGUGUUGUGUGUAUGCAGGAUGAUUAAAGAACAAAAGACGCCAGAUACAAAAGAAGAAAAUAGAACGGUAAGGUUAUAAAAUAGAGUAGGGUCACAAAGCCAAGGGCCAAAGCGUACCCGGUGGGAUGAUGAAACGUGAACUCUUUCUCUGCAUUUACGUAUGGCUGUGUCUCUUUCCUUCAGCCCCUGUAGACCUGCCGCAGAAAAAAGGAGUUUAACAAAAUAAAAUAUGAUUGAACAGUGAAGUCAUUUUUGGACAUUAUAGAUUUAAAAGAAGCAAUAAGUUAGGGGUUAGAGGUUAGGAGUGGCAUGUGCUGGUCGCUCAUUUAACAGUGGAAAAUUACUCUUGGUGUGUUUGGGUUUUACUUGGAUGUUUACAUUCUUUUAGUGACCUUUCACCCAGCCCACCUCUGCAAGGAUGAACGAACAGGUUUGGCUACGUGAGCCAAAAUGAGAUGAGAUCCAGAUACGUACAGGAGCUACUGAGCAGACCGUUUCAAGAGGCCAAGAAUAAACAAAAAGAAGGCAGGAAAAUGACCUAAUUAGCGACAAGCGUGACGGACAACCUGGUGCAAAUGUGUUGGCGGUAUAUUCCCAAGUUUCACCCACAAGGAAGACACAUGCAUCAGUGCACAAACUUGUAUACCACAAACCCCGCCCUUCCCUUCCUGUCAUCCGCCCCAGUCCUCCAUGGAUUCCUACAACUUCCACUUUGAGAGAAUGAGCAACGUGGACCUCCAUCCUCUGAGCCUGCCCGUCAGCCGGCUCUCCCCCGCCAAGUCCAACAGCAGCAUCGCCGACCAUCUAGUCCACCAUCAGCACGGCAAAGGAGACUCUGCCUACAGCUCCUUCUCUGGGGGGUCCACUGCCCCAGACUACCCCUCCCCCUUUCUCCCAGACGACAUACAGUCCAGCUCCUUCAGCCACUAUGCUGAUCUUAAGUACGUGAAGUCCAUAUACCAUCCCACCCAGGUUCUUCAGUCCGACUCAAAGACCAUGGACCAACUCUAUCGCUCUGUGGAAGCUAUCUCUCAGCAAUAUCGUAACAAUACCAACACCAAUGUAAACCACCAGAAUGGCAACAACAGUUUGCACAUCAACAACAAAGCGCUCUCUAAAAAAGAGGUGCCUAUGGGGGCUCAUUCCCACCCUACUGUCCGUCCUCCUCCUGUUCCAGCACGAAUGGAUAGUUUUAUAGCCACAAAAAACUUGGAAAACAGCCGAGUCCACAAUCAAGGUACUGAAUUUAAACCCCAGCCGCCUCAACAACAGCCCAGACCCUUCAGUCGACUCCAUCCACAGCCCCAUGGUCAAAAUGCUCCAAAACCUGAGACGGCUAACCAAGAUACAGGCAAAGCAAGCUUCAGUUCGGACCCAGUUUUCUCAGUGUGGAGGGGCUCUCAACAGGAACUGCCACAGGCCCAGCAGCCGCCAACAUACCGCCCCCAUCCCCAGCCUCACGAUCAAACGAGGGCGCCGUUGAACCCAGAAUACCUUUCCAUCACUGAUAACAAAGCAGCGGAGCAGGACAAGUCAAUAAACUCCAUAAGCCAGCCUGAGCACCUGAAACCCAGACUGCCUUCAAGCAGUGGUGUGUUUAAUGAAGACCAUAACAACAAGCCCAGUGGAAACAGUGGCCAUUUGGAGAGUAAGCGCAAAAGGGCGCACUCGGCGCAUGAUUGGCUUGGUUCAGAGCCAGCUCGAGCUGCCAGCCCCUGGAAUGCUGGUCAGGGUUUCAUCAACAGCAGCAUCCAGCAUAAGGGUCAAUUCUAUUUUGUCACAGGACUGUGUAAGCUGUCUGAAUCUGGAAUGAGGACACACUCUGCAUCUGUGUGUGGGUCUGAGACUGGAAGUGAGAGCUCCACUGUGGUGCUAAGAGAAAAAGGAAGAUGCCACAGCACAAUGGAUAAUUUGUUUAGAUCUCUCCAAGAUGAGACCUCUUUCAGUGAUGCGAGAGAGGCUUUAACUUCUCAGAGCCAGGACCUUUCCUCCAGAAGCCAGGAUCAGGAGAAUCACAGACUAUCCCUCAUUUCAAUGCGGUCCUCGAGAAGCUUCGACACCUUAGAAGAAAUCGACAUGAUCCAGAGUCGGGAUAUUAGCCGCCACACUGCCAACAACCCUAUAUUCUACUGUGGACCUGAAAGAAACUGCCCACCACAUUCAACCAAACCAACAAAGGAGGUGACCCCACUCAUAAGCAAUGAACAGCCUAACCCCCACAAGAGAGAGGAGCAAGCAAAAAGAGGGAAACGGCAGCCCUUGGGAGAUGUAGCCAGCGAGAGGAUAAACAAAGAAACAACCCCGCUACUGUACCACCUCACCGGAGCCAGCAGGGCGGCGUCACAGCCUAAAAAGGAUGCUGAUUUCAGUACAAAAGGCAACGAAGCAAUUCUAAACAAAACAGGUCAUGGAGACGUGGUUGGUAGCGAGAAGGAGAGACUACUAAAAAGUGACACGAGCAAGAACGAUAGAGAGGAAGUUGCCUGUAACACGCUGGACGACUCCUUUAAAAAGUACUACAAAGAGAAGCUGAAGGAUGCCCAGUCGAAAGUCCUGAGGGAGACGUCAUUUAAAAGGAGGGACCUGCAGCUGUCAUGGCCGCACCGUACCAGGCCAAAACCUGAGCUGAGGCCUACAGUUAUCCACGCUUUCUCCUCAUCACAGGACUCUGAGACCUCCACAGAUACACUCACUCCCUCUGUGGCCUCUGAGGAGACCGAGAGGGAGAGCAUCAAAGACGAAGUCAGGGAGAGUCAGGAGGAGAGGGACAAAGAGGCUGAAGAGGUAAACGGGAGGCCAGCGAAUGUGGCCCAGCCCCAGGUAGCACGCAUCAGAGGCAGGAAGCGAUUGACUCAAGAGCAGAAAAAGAUGUGCUACUCUGAACCAGAGAAACUCAACCAGCUCGGUGGAGCCCCCGUCCACUCUGCAUGCCGCUCCUUUGGCAACGACACUGAAAGCCUGUUUGCAGUCGAAUGCGAGGAAGAGGAACCUGCGCAGCAAGGGGAACAGGGACUGGUUGCAGCACGGAGGAAGAUGUUUGAGACGAGAGGUAGAGCCCUCUCAGCUUCUAGCGCUACAAAAUCCAACUUGAAACACAUGCAACACAAGGCGCUGGUGGAGUACAUGGUGCGUAAAACGGGCCAGAAAGUGCCCGAGCCACAGCAGCCGGCUCCUCAGUUACCAUCUCCACCCAGACAGAGGCACUCUCUGGGGGAGAAACCCUUCGACUGGGGUCCCAGGCCUCUAUCAGGAAAUAAUGAAGGCAAAAACACCAAGAAUAAACCCAACAGACCCCACUCUGCAGGCCGCAUCCUGGACUCCUCUGCCAGCUCUAUCAGGUACGCCCAGUUCUUCUCGGCACAGUCUUGUUCAGGCCAAUAUGUGGGUCAGUCCAAUCAACCCAGAUGGAGGGAGAGCCAAGGCCCAUCUCAGGGGAAGUCCGCCUCAGUGGAGAGUCUCUUGGACCAACCAGAACCACCAUGUUUUUUAAGGAACAGAUCCACAUCCACACCACAGGCACUCGAUCAUGAAGAGGAUCCAUUACCAGUUAAUGCUAUGGAAACCCCCAGUCCUCAGAUGCAUGCCAGUGAGGACUCCUCAUUGAAGCCGGCCCCUGAGGGCCAGCAGCGCGUCCGUGUGGUCGCACAGAGGGGGAAGUCCAUGGAAGAGCUCGGGGCAUCAAAGUUACCAAGACCAUCGGCCAUGAGUAAAAGUUCUGAGCAGUUAGAUCAACUUUGGAGGGAUCCGACUGAACCUGGAGGACCCGUCAAAGACAAGAGGAGCGUUUCAUUCUUUGCUGAAGUCAGAGAAACCCAGGGGCUGGUCCGAGGGGGAAUGAAACACAAUGUAACAGGGCAAAAGGAAACGGCGAUCGUUGGUCAGGGACAGACACAAAACCAAGCCCACAUAAAGUCUGUGUCAAGGCAGAGCUCUGAAACAGAGGAGAGCGCCUCAGCUAGUAGAUCCUCCUCCCCGGCCUCCUGCAGGACUCCCUCUGGAUCUCCUGGUUCUCACGGCCCGGUUACAGAUGAGGUCAGGUCCAGCAGACCGCCCAGUGAGACUCCACCUGACCCACCUUCCCCCAGAUGUCCAGAGACCAGUGAGAGAGAAAUCAAAUCCACCUCGUCCACUCCCACCCAGACAAAGCUUCCCUGUGAAAACAGGCCCAGCUCCAGAGUCAAGACUUCUCCUUCUGCAUCUGGAUCAGAGAGAGAGCAGUCGGUGGAUGAAGAAAGCAACAUUUCCCUCCAACUCGAGUCAAACCAGGAAGUGUCUCUGAGCUGCGGUGUCACCACCGAUCCAUCGCUGUGGAUUCUCCCCGCAGAAGAGGAGAUCAAAGAGGAAGUUCAGUCUUCGGCGCUGACAGACAACGUUUUUGACGACGAGUCCACCAGCCCCGCCCCUCCGACACAGACAAGCGAAACCUCUGUGUCUGCCUGCACCUCCAUCUCUGACACAGACAUCAGUCAGCAGGUGGAGGAGGAGGAACAUCCAGAACCGGAAGAUGAGAAGUCUGGAGAAAACCAAGCGACGGAGGAGAGGGGGACUCAAGAGGGAGAGACAGAGAGCCUGGAGAGGCCUGCUGAAAGACCAAAGUGGGAGGGGCUAGUAGAAGCGGCAGUCAAGGUUGACCAAUCGCUGGCCAGAGUUUUCUACCCACUGACCAAUCGUAAGACGGCACUGAUGCUGAUGGAGCAGCUGCUGUCAGAGGACACGCUGCUGAUGGAGGAACACUACAAGAAGAAGCAGGAGCAGAAAGGAGUUGCAGAAAGUCCUGACACAGUGGAACAGGCUGAACCAUCUCCUGCUCCGUCUGCUCCUGACAGCCCUAAACCUCCGAGUACAGACCUGCAGAGCAAAGCUGACAUCACUGAGAGAAAGCGUCUCUUAGCGUCCAUUAUCGAUGAGCGCCUUCACUCACUGGAGGAGACUCGCGGGGUCUUGCAGGCAGAGAUCCAGGAGAACGUGGCCCACGGGGGGGUCCUGGAGGUGCUGGUCCGCGAGCGCUGUGUGCCCGUGGAGCUGGAGAGGUACAACCUGUUCAUAGGAGACCUGGAGAGGGUGGUGAGCCUGCUGUUGUGCCUCUCCGCCCGGCUGGCCAGGGUGCAGAACGCCCUCAGCACCGUGGACCAACACACAGACGCUGAAGAGAUGCAAUCUCUGGACAGCCGCCACCGUCUGCUGUGCAAACAGAGGGAGGACGCCAAAGAUCUGAAGGAUAACCUGGACCGCAGGGAGAACCUGGUCUCCACCUUCCUGGGGCGUCAGCUGUCCGCCGAGCAGCUGCAGGACUAUCGGCGCUUCGUGCAGACCAAGGCCUCGCUGCUCAUCCGGCAGAAGGACCUGGAGGAGAAGCAGAGGCUGGGAGAGGAGCAGCUGGAGGCGCUCUCCAACAGCCUGUGAAGAGAGGAGCAACACAAGCACAGAUUCCUCCUUCACUUGCCUUAAAGUAGUAGCUUGUUUAAGAAGACAUGUAGAGAGGUGGCUGUCUUUUUCCCAACCCUGUCAUGACUUCCUAAUGUAUCAUUGAAAACGUUGACAAACGCAUCAUGCCUCCCGCUGCUCUCCUCUCAUGCUACUCCCGAGGCUGCACAUCAGAUGCAAAAAUCUGUGCACCUGAAGACUUUUCUCAAUGUGUCGCACAUCUUUCCAUUAACUUAAAACACUGAGCUGGUUUUUUUUCUGUGUGCCUUGAUGUUGCUGUGGAUCGUUUUCCAUUAGAGCUGCUGUGUGGUGGAAACUUUGCGUCCCCUGUUAGCGACUGUCCUCCACUUUUUCAAUGAGAUGGUAGUGCUACAGCCCUGUAUCUGCACCUGUGGAAACCUAUUAUAAGCUUUAAGAUUGUAUUUGGACCUGUGUGAAGGCUUCAGUGAAAGUGUAGCCUGAGAGGGGGCGCUGUGCUGUAUCAUGUCAGCAAGAUGUACAAUAGCUGUAGUAGAUUUAAUCGUUAUGUUUUUGUAAAUAUUCUUAUUUUUGAAUGUGUUUUCAAAUUAAGGCACUAAAAACCAAAAAGGGUGAAUGAAAAAAAAAGCACUUUGUAAUGAUACAUAAAUGCACAUUUCUUAAAAUCAGAUUCAAGUAAUUUCAAUGAAAGCCUUACCCCAUCCAUUUAAACAAUAUCCCUGUUUUUGUCGUUGUUUCGUCAUACAUUUUCAAUAGGAAUGUCGACAUAUUUUUUAUAAAAAAGGUACAUGAGCACACCAUGCAACAUUAAGGAUUUUGUACAAAUUCUUUUCCAGCUAAUUUCAUACAUAAUGUUAUUAAGCCUCAAUGAUUUCACGCUUAAACAGUUUCUCCUAAGGAGGUGCUAAACCUCUUUAAUCAGAUUAUGAGUCAGCAAGAAUUAUAUCACUGAGUAUUUUCUCCCAAUGUCCCUUUGUCACAGAAGUGACACGUGAUACUUGAAAUAGUUUUUAUCAAACGGGAAAGUCCACAAUCUUCACUUCAGGUGUCUUAAACUAAUGUUCAAUGUUCUAGCUCCACUGCAUAUCACCUGUUAGAUAUGUUACCUUUUAGUUUACUUAAAUGUAGUAAACUCUUCUCAAAGGAAAUGCACUCUUGAAUCAAAAGACUUUCCCCCAUUUUCUUUAAAGAAUCUGUUUCCACAUUUCUUUACUGAAUCUUCAACUAGACGCAUCAAAGUGACUGUUGUUCUCAAGUUGUUGUUCUCAGAAUGUGUGCAACGUGUGUGUAAAAUCAGGAAUGUCUUCAUUUCAUGUUUAUAGUGAGUAGUUGUUGAAGAGAAAGACAGAACUCCUAUUGGUGUUUGCCGUUUAAGUUUUCAACAAAACUCCUUUUGUGGAAGUGAUUCAAUGUUAUUAUCCCUCAGGAAAUCAUACCUGUUGGCUGAACUGAAAAGGUUUCCAGUGUUGACUGUUUUAUAUAUGAUAUUUAUAUAAUGACUACAAAAGGCAGAGCAUCAUUUGCAUCCCCUCCACAUAAAACACCAUUAACUCACCCUAACUCUAAAUGUCAAAAAAACAACCUAGAAACUCUUAACUUUAAAGAUAUUGUUCUGUUUCUUUUGAUACGCAGUUUCUCCAUCCCCCGCCAUCCCUGGAACAUUUCUCCAGAGAUUUACGACCCUGUCCGUUUCAGUUUGCUAAACAAAUGUCUGUUUGUUUUGGCCUUUGUGCUGACGCAGUCCUGAAGGGUUAGAAAAGACUCUUGUUGUUCCCCGCAACCUUCAGGAAUUUCUAAAGUAUGCCACAUUUAGGAGAAAGAAAGCUUGCGGGGGAAAAAGCUCCCACAGAAGAGGAGCAGCACAUGGAUAAAUACUCAUUUCAGUUCUUGCUAUGUGUGUCUACUAACGGACAUGUGACAUUACUUGUUCCCGUCAUUCAAUCAAAGCAGUGUUUUGUUGAGUUCACAGGAAAAUGGGCCUGUUUUUGAAGUAUGAUUAUAUUUAAUAAUAAUGGGUUUAAUUUAUAACGCACUUCAUAUUUGAGUUCAAAUCCCGAAGUGCUACAAGCAGUGAGCAUGGAACCGUAUAAAACAGUACACAACACGGUAGAAUUGAGUAAAAAGCAGUAAAAACAAACAAUACAAAAAUAAAUAAAAGGGUAGUAAUAAAUCAAAUAAAAGGUCUAGGAAAAGGCUCUAUUGAACAGAUGGGUUUUGUUUAGUUUUCACAUACUGGAAGCGUGUCUCAUUGAUCCAAACAUCUGUUUUUGAAAAUAUUUCAGUAAGUCCCGGCUGGUGGGACGACAGCAAGCAUUUCUAAAUCCACUAUUUCCGCUCUAUUUCACAUCUGUUUUAUGUUGAUAGUUAAAGUUGUUUUUUGUGCCUGUUUGGAGUUGUAAAUGCCAUGAUGUUUGUUAUAUUGUGAAUAAAUUAAGCUCUCCCUCUC